AUGGCGCAAAGACUCGUACUCGCAGCUUUGCUGUUGCCAUUGGCAACGGGCCAUCUCAACGUGCUCAUCAGCCAGGCCGAAGUCAAGAAGCUCCUAGGUUUAAAUGCAGAGCUGUACUACGUGCGCGAUGGCGUGGUAAACAAUUACGCAACGGGGUUCAUAGUACCUGUGCCGGCGCAUAUUGCUGAUUUGGAGUUUAUGUGGCAGUCUCUAGGAAGAAAACCGCUCCAGUAUGUGAUGGCCAUAGACUACGACAGUAGGGGAGCCAUGCUGCCGCCGCAGGUCAACAUUUCCGAGAGGGGUUUCGUUCCAACCAAGCUUCAGACUUUCAGGGUCCGUCUACCAUGCACGGGUGCCAGGAGCGCCGAAAUACUAGUGACGUUGCAGCUGAACAUCUCAUCUCCAGAUCGAGCGCAUAAGGACAUCAAAUUGUUAUUCAAACGGAACAAAAUCUGUUUGAAAGGCCACUCAACAGUUGUCACACAAAAUGACACAGCGCGAUUAGCCGGCGACGCGUCUAGAACCUCCGGCGGGAUUCUCUUCGCGGCUGGUGGCUGCGCGGCUGCUGCACUGGCCCUAUUAGCUGCGGCUGCUGCAGCUGGAACUUUGUACCGGCGAGGCAGCAAGCAGCGACAUCACGAUUCUAUACACACGUCGUAUACUACAGCAGCGUAUGGAAGUCACCAGAACGUUCUUCUAAGGCUCGACACACUCGGCAGACCACCCAGUUCCACAGGAUCCUACGCCACAAUAGCAAGUCUUCAUAAAUUUCCUUUCGGAAGCAGAAGAUCUCCGUCGCCGUAUGCAACUACCCAUAUUGGUGAACAUGUCUACGCCAAACCUGAAUCCAGAGUUUCAUACUACGCAGCUUCGAAUCUCACCCAAGUUUCACAGCAAACAGUUCCAAAAGAUCGAAUCACCGAUCCAGCAGAGCAACUUCGGCAUCUGACGACACCACGGUCGAAUAUAAGACUGGAGAUCUUAGUCCACGAAGGCACCUUCGGCAGGGUCUACAAGGGAGUGUUCAAGAGAGGUGGCGUUUACGAAGAAGUCAUUAUCAAAACUGUUACUGAAGCUGCAUCAGCCAUGCAAGCCGCGUUGCUGGUAGCCGAAGGUCUUCGAUUAACAGGGCUGAGUCACACCAACGUGCUGGCACCAAUGGCGGCCUGCGCUGAGGAGGCGAGAAGACCGCUUCUUGUAUAUUGCAGCGCUUCUCAUUCUUCUAAUCUAAAGAGGUUCCUGACCUCAUGUAGACUUGGCCAGCAAGCUGCGCCAGCAACUAGGGAGCUAGUGGACCUUGGCGCCCAAGUUGCGUGUGGUCUAGCGUACUUGCACGCACAGAGAUUUGUACACGCUGACGUUGCUGCUAGGAAUUGCGUUGUGGACGAGAAAUUGAGACUGAAAGUGGCGGAUAAUGGUCUAUCAAGGGAUCUUUUCCCUGAUGAUUAUCACUGCCUUGGAGACAACGAGAACCGACCCGUAAAGUGGAUGGCUCCGGAAAGUUUGCUUCAGAAUCAAUAUAACACUGCUUCUGACGUGUGGUCACUAGGAGUUACAUUAUGGGAAUUAGCCACUCUUGGAGCUGCACCGUUAGCAGAAUUGGACGCAGCUGAUGUCGGAGCUUUCCUCAGCGGAGGAUAUAGACCGACACAACCGCACAACUGCCCCGAUGAAUUGUACGGACUGAUGUCCUGGUGCUGGUCGACGGCGGCUCCAGCAAGACCUACAGCACCUCAGCUUCUUGCAGCUCUUCACGACUUUCGGCAAGCACUUAGUACUUACAUUUAAUUCUUGUAACAAAAGUAAUGAACAUAAAAUGCGUGCUAAGAUAUACUGCGCGACUAUGACGCAAAAUCCUUAUACUUAGAAUGUGAUUAUUGGUUAGUUUCGAUAUUCUAGGUUUUAAUAUUGAGUUAAAAUCUUGAUCCGAUUCAUACAUUACUGAUAUUGUCAAGCAAGUUAAAUCGGUGUUUUUGAAACGUUAUCUAGUACCUAGUUACUCUGAUUUUUGUAGUUUAACAGAAAUUUGUCAACAAAAUUCAAAUUAAUAUAUGCUUUUAGUUCAAUUUUUUACUAUACUAGCUGUACCUACAUAAAGAACUAAAACUAGACAUUUA
This is a messenger RNA of Hyposmocoma kahamanoa, 2117 nucleotides long. RefSeq names its product tyrosine-protein kinase Dnt (gene Drl-2). Gene Ontology annotation, molecular function: ATP binding; protein kinase activity. Bases 1 to 1788 code for a protein of 595 amino acids. NCBI's taxonomy places the organism in Eukaryota, Metazoa, Arthropoda, Insecta, Lepidoptera, Cosmopterigidae. The record is from RefSeq and is a predicted model, not a curated record. Gene Ontology annotation, cellular component: signaling receptor complex. The transcript is spliced from 13 exons. Gene Ontology annotation, biological process: positive regulation of kinase activity; axonogenesis; multicellular organism development.